Sclerotinia trifoliorum is the source of this 996-nucleotide messenger RNA. The record is from the annotation of a GenBank genome assembly. Lineage: Eukaryota; Fungi; Ascomycota; Leotiomycetes; Helotiales; Sclerotiniaceae.
GGUGUGAUGGCUGUUGUGCUGGGAAUUGAGAUUCAUAUAUAAAGCAAGAAUAUCGUUUUGGUUACACUUUAGAGUUUUUGAAAAUUUAGGAUUUUGACUUCAUCUCUAUAUUUUUUGUGAAUUACUUCUCUAGUGAGAUAGAAAGAUCGGUUAUUAAACAUCAUUCAAGUUCUAAAGACAAUUACAUACCUACACACACAAACAUAUCAAAAUGAAGUUCUCAUAUGCUUCCAUUCUCUUCGCCAUUGCUGCACCCGCAAUGGUCAACGCUGAUAAAACCAGUGUCAACGUGUACGUCUUUCUCAGAGCACCCUCCUUCCAUAUAACACCCAGUUACAAAAAUACUAACCCAUCCCCAUCCAUCCAGCCCAUCCGUAAUCUCCGCCUUCUUCACCCAUACACCCACCCUCCCAGCCGGUGCCUCCUCCACACUAGCCACUGCCCUCGCCUCCGUAGACUACGCCUGGACCACCGCCGCCGCCUUCACCUCAUUUGACAAAGCCGUUUUCUCCGCAGCACCUAGCUCCCUCCAAGCUUCUCUCUCGAAGAGCGGAUACUACUACGCUGAAGUAGCUACCGCGGACUGGUUCACCAAGAAGGCGCCCAAGGAUGCUCAGAAGGCUGUUAGUAGCUAUCUGAGUGAAGUAUUGAAGGUUGAGAGUAGUGUUUUUAGUAAGGUGGCUACGGAGACCAGUAAGGGAGCUGGGGCUGCGGCUACGGGAGUACCAGCUGUUGGUGUUAUGGGUGUUGCUGUUGCGAUGGGUUUGGGCGCUGUUGGGAUGAUGUAAUUGAUGGUGGAUGGGAUGGAUGGAGUCGGAUAUAUGAUGUGAUGCGUUGAAUGAGUUUAUGAUGAAUGGAUGGGUGGAUGUAAUAAGAAGAUAUUGUGCAUAGAAUCCAAAUUGUUCAUUGAGAUAUCCUUUGGGUUAGUAGUUGUUGAAUUAAAGUUUACCUUUCUGGGUACAUAAUGCACUGCCAUGGAUCUAUACCUUUUCAUCU